AUGUUCAUUGUUGCCUUACUUGGAAAUAGUCUCCUCCUGAUUGUAAUCAAAGUAGAUUCAAGCCUCCAGACUCCAAUGUAUUUUUUCCUUAGCCAGUUGUCCUUCAUGGAUAUGUGUCAAGUCCUUGUUAUUGUUCCCAAAGCAGCAGUGGGUUUUGUAACACAGCAGAAAACAAUUUCACUUAUAGGAUGUGCGGCUCAGAUUUUUCUGAUCCUGAAUCUAGGAGGAGCAGAAUGCCUCCUGUUGGCAGUCAUGUCAUAUGACCGGUAUGUGGCCAUUUGCCGGCCCUUGCAAUAUCCGGUUCUCAUGAGGAGAAAAAUCUGCAUAGGCAUGUCAGCAGGCGCAUGGAUUUCAUCUUUUCACUACGCAUUGAUGAAAGCUAUUUAUUUGCUGCCUCUUUCAUACUGUGGAUCAAAUGUGAUAAACCAUUUUUUCUGUGAAUUCCAAAUCCUGAUAAAGUUUUCCUGUUCAGAUACAUCCACCUUUGAAAAAGUGUCAUUAUUCCUUGGUAGCAAUUUACUGCUCCUUUUCCCAGUCUUAGUCAUUGUGGCCUCCUACAUAUCCAUACUUCUGCAAAUUCUGAGGGCAAGGCGUUCAGGGGAAAGAAGCCACAAAGCCCUGAGUACUUGUUUGUCCCACCUCUGCGUGGUAGCCAUCUUCUAUGGGUCGGCCAUCUUGAGGCACCUAAGGCCGGCUUCCUACUACUCAGCAGAGAUUAACCAGUUUUUUUCUGCAUUGUGUACAAUUUUCACAUCUACAGCAAAUCCUUUCAUAUAUAGUCUGAGAAAUCGGGAUGUAUUAGCAGCACUCAGAAAACUGUUUAGAAACUGA
This is a messenger RNA of Elgaria multicarinata webbii, 831 nucleotides long. Its product is annotated as olfactory receptor 2M5-like. Gene Ontology annotation, biological process: G protein-coupled receptor signaling pathway; detection of chemical stimulus involved in sensory perception of smell. Gene Ontology annotation, molecular function: olfactory receptor activity; G protein-coupled receptor activity. Lineage: Eukaryota; Metazoa; Chordata; Lepidosauria; Squamata; Anguidae. Gene Ontology annotation, cellular component: plasma membrane. The record is from RefSeq and is a predicted model, not a curated record. The transcript has a single exon. Bases 1 to 831 code for a protein of 276 amino acids.